Diplodia corticola is the source of this 2001-nucleotide messenger RNA. RefSeq names its product serine threonine protein kinase. Bases 1 to 2001 code for a protein of 666 amino acids. NCBI's taxonomy places the organism in Eukaryota, Fungi, Ascomycota, Dothideomycetes, Botryosphaeriales, Botryosphaeriaceae. The transcript is spliced from 5 exons. Gene Ontology annotation, molecular function: protein kinase activity; ATP binding. Gene Ontology annotation, biological process: protein phosphorylation. The record is from RefSeq and is a predicted model, not a curated record.
AUGCCACGCAAGCCACAGGGAGAAAAUGCUCGUACCGCAUAUAUCGCGGAGAAGUUCGUAGCAGAGGCCCAACGAAGGAAGCUCGACGGCAACGCUCUUCUGCAAAAGCCGAAGAAAAACGCCAAACGCAAACUCGUGGAAAACUACCUUUCCCGCCAGUUCGCAGCACUUGAUCCGGACGAGAAGCGACGCUAUCAGUACAUUGCAGAAAAGAAAUGGCCGCUGUGGUUCGAACGCUGCAAUGCCGAGGUCGAACUGGAUCACUUCUUCCCGGGCCCCGAGCGCGUCGUUGAAUUCGAAUUUGAUCACUUCCAAAAAGACAAGAGAUACGAUCCAGGUCGGAAUCGCUUCCUCGCCAAAGAACGCGCUCUCGAUAGCCAAACGAAGCAGAGGGUCGAAGACUUCCGACAGAAAAUCAGGAGAUCGCGGGGCCUGUGUCAGCCCAGUGCACCGGGUCCAAUCGAAAUCCCGGACAAUGGGUCUGGAGGCCUCGGCAAUCUGAACAUGGCGGGGGCGACAGAUAUAGCAAAGCAAGAAGAGCCAUCUAGGCUUGGACCAGCGCCUGGAACUUGGAAAUAUCACAGACACAUCUAUCGCAGACGUGUAAACCAGGGCAAUUAUCUCCGCAUACAGGUCAUUAUGUACCGCCUGACUGAUGACGCCGAUCGUACCCUGAGUACGAUGGUGCUCAAGAAAGAGCAGGGGGUAUCGAACAUAGCCUGCAAUCCCGGCAAACAAGGACCUUCUAACGAAGAAGGGCAAAUCCACACUCAGCUUUAUGCGGCCUGUCCUCGAUACGUGGUGACCCUGUUCAAUCAGUCCUUUGAGAAGGAGGAUGACAUCCUGAACCCGGCAAACCUACACCCAAAACAGAGGAAACCCGUCCAAAAAACCUUCAAGCGGCUCCUGACCGAGUGGAUCCCGCACGGCACUCUAUUUGACUUCAUUUCCACCUACCUGACCAGCGGACAUCUGAUACCAGAACCUUUCAUCUGGUACUGCUUCAAGGUGCUGGUCGAGGUGGCGCUCGUCUGCUGGAACGGGCAUGCGGGACGAGGGGUGAAGGAAGGCUGGGAGCACAUUGUCAACACGGACAUCAAGCCGGACAACGUCUGGCUCUGCGCGCCGGACCCGCUCGAGCCCAUGGCGUGGGCUCGCCGCUACCCCAAGCCCAAAGUCGGCGACUUCGGCAUGUCGUACAAAACCCACCACGGCCUGGACGACCGGAAUCACGCACGCCGCCACAGACGGCGGGCGAACCCUCCAGACUUCCGGGGCUUCGGCACCACGGGGCACAUGCCGCCCGAACUCCUCCACCGCAACGCCGCCAAGCUCACCAAAAACUACCGCCACAACCCCACCCGCGCCCAACACACCGUCGACCGCCUCGACGCCCUCCUCCCCUCGACGCCGCUCCCAUGGCCCAACCCAUGGCCCGCCGACAUCCCCGCACCCGACACCUCGGGCGCGCACUCCUGGACGAUGGUAUGGCAGAUCGGCACGACCGUCUGGUGCCUCCUCGCCACCAUGCCCGUCGGCGGCAUCGGCGGCAUCGGCGUCGGAAACAACGGCGCCGGCCUCCUCUUCCCGCACGACGUCGCCGUCGACUUUUCCGGGCCGGAGCGCGACCGGCCCGCGCGCGGCGGCGGUGGCGAUGGCGGCGUGGAGAGCGGUGGCGGCCACUUGCUGCACGCGCUGCGACCGGCGUAUUCGGGCAGGCUGGUCGAGCUGGCGUUUCGGUGCUUGGCGCCGAUGCCGGCGGGGAGGGUCGGGCUGGAGGAGCUGUGGGAGGAGGUGUGCGCGGGGUGUGAGGAUGUGGGCGGGCAGUUUCCUGAUGCCGCCGGGGAUGGGAGGCCGCCCGGCGCGGAUGGGAUCGGAGGGCCGGGUGGGGACGAGGGGGAGGAGGAGGACGGAGUGCGGCUGCUGCCGAAUGCGGUGGGGUUCGUGCCGGAUAAGUAUCCUUUGGGGCGGAAUGUUUUGAAUGAUGUUUCUCCGUAUUGA